Saccharomyces mikatae IFO 1815 is the source of this 1521-nucleotide messenger RNA. RefSeq names its product Bre2p (gene BRE2). Gene Ontology annotation, molecular function: protein binding; transcription cis-regulatory region binding. Lineage: Eukaryota; Fungi; Ascomycota; Saccharomycetes; Saccharomycetales; Saccharomycetaceae. The record is from RefSeq and is a predicted model, not a curated record. The coding region runs from base 1 to 1521 and encodes 506 amino acids. Gene Ontology annotation, cellular component: Set1C/COMPASS complex. The transcript has a single exon.
AUGAAGUUGGGUAUUAUACCUUAUCAAGAGAGUACCGACAUUGUUUACAGUAAUGUUCCCCAAAAUCGGGAGGAACGGAGGAGACCUAAUCUACCACAGUUGGAAGCAACGCACCAAAUCAAAUCAUCAGUUCAGAGUGAAUGUUUUGAAUUUGUACGCACAGAGGAUAUUCCUUUAAAUCGCAGACACUUUGUGUACAGACCGUGCUCUGCGAAUCCAUUUUUCACCACUUUAGGAUAUGGUUGUACAGAAUACCCGUUUGACCAUUCUGGACUCAGCGUGAUGGACAGAUCCGACGGAUUAUCAAUUACUCGAGACAGAAACGACUUGGUUAGUGUUCCAGACCAAUACGGUUGGAGAACUGCAAGAAGCGAUGUAUGCAUUAAAGAGGGAAUGACAUAUUGGGAAGUGGAGGUGAUUCGUGGAGGCAAUGUGAAGUGCACACCAGGAGUUGAUAACAAGGAAAGAGCGGAUGAUUUAGUUGAUAAAGUGCAAAGUGGUAUAUACGAAAAAAUAAACAAGCAAGUAAAUGAAACCCCACACCUAAGGUUUGGAGUUUGCAGAAGGGAAGCCGGUUUAGAGGCUCCCGUUGGGUUUGAUGCGUACGGGUAUGGUGUUAGGGAUAUUUCUUUAGAAUCAAUUCACGAAGGAAAAUUGAAUUGCGUUUUGGAAAAUGGUUCGCCAUUGAAAGAGGGCGAUAAGAUUGGGUUUUUACUCAAACUUCCUAGCACUGCUGCUCAAAUCAAACAAGCUAAGGAGUUUACCAAAAGAAGAGUUCUAGCGUUGAACUCGAAUGUGAAUACAAUGAAUGAACCUUGGAGAGAAGAUACCGAUAAUGGGCCUUCGAGAAAAAAAUUGAAACAAGAGACGACGAAUAAGGAGUUCGAAAGGGCAUUAUUAGAAGACAUUGAAUAUGACGAUGUUGUUCGAGACCAAAUCGCCAUCAGAUACAAGAAUCAGUUAUUCUUUGAAGCCACAGAUUAUGUGAAGACAACGAAACCGGAAUAUUAUUCUUCUGAUAGAAGAGAGAGGGAAGACUACUACCAAUUGGAAGAUUCAUUCCUGGCUAUAUUUAAAAAUGGUAAAUACGUAGGUAAGGCGUUCGAGAAUUUAAAACCGUUUUUACCACCCUUUAGCGAAUUGCAAUAUAAUGAAAAGUUCUAUCUUGGAUAUUGGCAGCAUGGUGAAGCUCGUGAAGAGUCUAAUGAUAAAGGCACAACCAAUGUGAAGAAAAAAAAGCAGCAACAGAAGAAGAAAAAGGGAUUGAUACUCAGAAACAAGUACGUGAAUAAUAACAAAUUGGGUUACUAUCCGACAAUUAGUUGCUUCAAUGGUGGAACUGCAAGAAUAAUUACUGAAGCAAAUAAAUUGGAGUAUCUCGACCAAGUUAAAGCAAAUUGUUGUGUCGGCAGAGAUUCAAGAGUUAACACGCUGGAUACAUUGUACAAAGAACAAAUAGCAGAAGACAUAGUAUGGGACAUAAUCGAUGAAUUGGAGCAAAUUGCCUCAACAAUAACCUAG